AUGAUUCUCGUCACGAGCGCUCUCGCACAAACUACACUCCAACUCUCAAAGAAGCCGUGCUUGUUUCGAUAUUCAGCACAUAUGGCCCAGUCCGCCCCAAAUCUGGAUUCGGCGCCCUCUAAUAUAAAAGUUGUCAUUCUUGGAGAUCUGGGUGUGGGCAAAACAUGUUUACGAUCCCAGUUUGUCCACCAUGUAUUCACUAAUGCAUACAAAGCCACGAUCGGCGGGGACUAUUUAACGACUACGAUAGAAAUAGAAGAUAAAAGCCGACCGUUGCUGAGCACAGAGGGAAUGGAUGGGAGCCGAAUAGCUCCAACUACUAAAGUGAAUCUUCAGAUCUGGGACACUGCUGGUCAAGAACGCUUCAACCUGAUCUCGAAAGCGUUUUACCGAGGAGCAGACGUGGCGGUUUUUGUGUAUGAUAUCACCAACUACGAGUCUCUCUUGAGUAUCCGCGACUGGUUCGCUCGUUUCUUGGAGCACUGCCAUGUGGAAAAACCCGGCGUGGUUAUUGUGGGAAACAAAAGUGACAAAGGCAGUGAGCGUUGCAUUGACCAUGAGGAAGUUCCCGAUAUACUUUGUAGAAACAGCACCACAGUCAUUGGCCACUACGUUGAAAACUGGGAAUCAGACCUGCUUGAAGUGUCUUGCAAGCAGUUGGCACUAGUUGAGGAAGUAUUUCGGCGAGUCGCUGAACUUGGUCUCUCUCUCGCAUCGCGAGACAUCAACAACAAAAGCAUAGUCGAGUUCGAUGGGAUUGACUUUGCUGAAAGCGCAAGGCUGCCCGUGUCACGGUGCGCAUGUUAG
Molecule: messenger RNA, 807 nt
Organism: Clavispora lusitaniae ATCC 42720
Lineage: Eukaryota; Fungi; Ascomycota; Pichiomycetes; Serinales; Metschnikowiaceae
Gene: YPT7
Product: Ypt7p
Biological process (GO): regulation of vacuole fusion, non-autophagic
Cellular component (GO): fungal-type vacuole membrane; vacuole; late endosome
Molecular function (GO): GTPase activity; GTP binding
Source: RefSeq, a predicted model, not a curated record